AUGACGCUGCUACCUGCUGCAGCCAAUACCGAACCUCCUUCGCUUCCCCCUCAGGCGCUCACGGUGGCUGAUGGUUGCAGGGAUGCAGCAGCUAUGCUGCUGGAUGGGUCAACUUGCCCCCUUGCGGAGCUUAUGGCUUCAUGGGGCAAGACUGAACACGGUGAAAGAUCCUUUCAAACGUGGUGCAAGCAGCGAUGCCGAAUUCAGCCUGGCCAAAUACAGCUCACUUUGAAAACCGACGAGGGUGGCACACGAAAAAACCAUGCGGUUCUCUGGCCCUGGGACAUCCUCAAUUACCUCUACACCAACGACAAAUUGGGCACCUGGAUUUAUGACCCGCCGGAACGUGCAUCUUUCCACAUCAAGGAGUAUUGGCGAAAUGUGCAGCACCUGGACUUUUACCCAAAACUGGGGAUUCGGGAGGAAGACUGGCCGCACUGUAUUCCGCUUUCCUGGCAUGUGGACGGGGUAAAGGUGUAUCGGUCGCAGAAAGCAUGGGUGUAUAGUUUUGGCUGCUGCACCCGCAAAGGGCCUUCGAUCGACACGAAGCUGUUAUUCCUUUUGUUCCGGGAACAGGAAAUGAUGAAGCCUGACACCCACGACGAAGUUGGGGUCAUUAUCGCUUAUGUGAUGCGCGUGCUCAUGACAGGUAUGUUUCCUGACGUUCAGUGGGAUGGUGCUCCCUGGCCAUCGAACAGUUUGGAAUCGAAGAGAGCUGGCCAGCCCUUCGCCGGAGGUUGGCGUGCAUGCUUCGCUGCUUUCAAAGCAGAUCUGGAGGCUCGGGCGAUGGUUCACAAAAUGGUGAGGAACUGGAGUUGCAACAGCAUCUGUGAGCAUUGUCUUGCUUCGAAGUUGCCAGAACUGAGCUAUGGUGACUUCAGUGACGGAGCUUCCUACCUGCAAUUCAUGUUCACUCAUGAUGAGUUUUUGGAGCUGAACCCUGCGCAUCGCCAGUCUUCAUGGAUCAAC
Symbiodinium sp. CCMP2592 is the source of this 969-nucleotide messenger RNA. Lineage: Eukaryota; Dinophyceae; Suessiales; Symbiodiniaceae. The record is from the annotation of a GenBank genome assembly.